This is a messenger RNA of Glycine soja, 1573 nucleotides long. RefSeq names its product probable sodium/metabolite cotransporter BASS1, chloroplastic. NCBI's taxonomy places the organism in Eukaryota, Viridiplantae, Streptophyta, Magnoliopsida, Fabales, Fabaceae. The record is from RefSeq and is a predicted model, not a curated record. Gene Ontology annotation, cellular component: membrane. The transcript has 7 exons. Bases 45 to 1259 code for a protein of 404 amino acids.
UAUAUAUAUAGAGAGAGAGAGAGAGAGAGAGAAAGAUAGAGAGAAUGCAGUUAUCAAUUGCAUGCAGUCAUCAUGUACAUGGACUUGCCCCAGUGCACUCACACACCAACCUUGCCCAAACAACCAUUCCACUCAAACGUGCCUUCUCUGUUUUGACUCAAACCAAAUCAAAUUCUAGGAUCACACUCACAUGCAAUUCCCAACCUCAACCACUGCUAAACCUUUGCACACCAAAACCACCAACAAGAAUCUUCAGUUCCAACGUUCGGUGUGGCAUUUCUUCCAACAUGUAUGGUGGAAACGAGGUUAGGAGUGUCCGAGAGUGGCUUGUGCUGGCUGGUGAGUUUCUCUCAAUGGCAUUUCCAUUGUGGGUCUCAAUUGGGUGCGUAUUGGGGUUGAUGAAACCAAAUUGCUUCAAUUGGGUCACUCCCAAAGUGACAAUUAGGGGCCUCAACAUCAUCAUGCUUGGAAUGGGUAUGACCUUAACUCUUGAUGAUCUUCGUGGGGCUCUUGCCAUGCCUAAGCAAGUUCUCUAUGGUUUUGUACUUCAGUAUUCGGUGAUGCCACUGUCUGGAUUUCUCAUAAGCACACUCUUAAAUAUUGCACCACAUUUUGCAGCAGGUUUAAUAUUAAUUGGGUGCAGUCCAGGAGGCACAGCUAGUAACAUUAUAACAUAUCUUUCACGUGGAAAUGUGGCGCUAUCUGUAAUAAUGACAACUGCAAGUACCCUAACUGCCACGAUCAUGACUCCUUUUCUGACAGCAACACUUGCUGGUAAAUAUGUAGCAGUGGACGCGUCUGGCUUAUUGAUUUCAACACUGCAAGUUGUGCUUUUUCCUGUGUUGGCUGGUGCAUUUCUGAACCAGUUUUUCAAACCUUUUGUUAAACUUGUCUCUCCAUUGAUGCCACCCAUUGCAGUAACAACUGUGGCAAUUUUGUGUGGAAACUCUAUUGCCCAGAGUUCUUCAGCAAUCCUUGUGUGUGGUGGACAAGUGAUUUUAGCUACCUUUCUUCUCCAUGCUUCUGGGUUUUUCUUUGGUUACAUAUUUGGAAGAUUGCUUGGGUUAGAUGUGUCAUCAUCGCGAACCAUAUCCACUCAGGUUGGCAUGAAGAACUCAGUUCUCGGGAUUGUUCUGGCUACAAAGCACUUUGGAGAUCCCCUAACUGCCGUACCUGGUGCUGUUUCAAUUGUGUUUCAGUCAAUUAUUGGUAGUAUCCUUGCAGGAAUAUGGAGAGAUUCUAUGCCUGUGUUUAAUUAAAGAGUGAAAAUAUCUAUAAUCUACCUGGAUUAGCUUUUGCUAAUAAUUAACCAGAAAGGAAAAUGAUGGGCAGAAAUUAGCCAUAUAUAUGCCACUUAGACAUUUAUAUAUCGAAAUAAAGAGAGAAGUAUAACCAUGAGGGAUGAUAUGAUGCGAUAAAAAAAUAGAGAUAUUAAUUAUCAGUGUUAUCAAGUGUUUGUAGUAGCGGAGAUAUUCACUAUCAUUAUUCAACCAGAAAAUGUAUCGUGAUAUUUUGUAAUUUAUAAUUUAUAUAUUAUUAUCAAUAAUAUUACAUCUGGUUGCUAUUAUUUACA